CUGCCCGCGGCCGCCGUAGCGGCUCCCGGAAGUGUCUCCAUGGAGACAGGAGGAGCUCGGGUCCGGCCGGGGCGGUGAUGGAGAAAUACGAGCGGAUCCGGGUGGUGGGGAGAGGGGCCUUCGGCAUCGUGCACCUGUGCCUGCGCAAGGCCGACCAGAAGCUGGUGAUCCUGAAGCAGAUCCCGGUGGAGCAGAUGAGCAAGGACGAGCGGCUGGCAGCGCAGAACGAGUGCCAGGUCCUCAAGCUGCUCAGCCACCCCAACGUCAUUGAGUACUACGAGAACUUCCUGGAGGACAAGGCGCUCAUGAUCGCCAUGGAAUAUGCCCCAGGUGCGCCCUGAUCUCCUCAACUGGUCCAGGGGAUGCCAAGCCCUCAGGUCUCCUUGGGUCAGGCUGCUGUGGCCCUGUGUUGUGAUUUUGGUAAAGAUCCCACACCUUGGACCACCAAAGGGUCCCAACGUGUGUCUGGAACAGACGUUGUAGAAAAGGAUCUGAGGGUCCUGAUGGGCACCAAGUUGAUUGUGAGUCAAGUGACUGAUCAUUAGCACAGGUUGCCCAGAGAUGUGGAGUCAUCGUCCUUGGAGAUAUUCAAAAGACAGGUCAUGGUCCUGGGUAACCAGCUCUUUGUGUCCCUUCUUGAUCGUGGGACUGGACCAGAGAACCUCCCGAUGUCCCUUCCACCCUCAACUGGGGGCACAUUAGCCGAGUUUAUACAUAAGCGCUGUAACUCCUUGCUGGACGAGGACACCAUCCUGCACUUCUUCGUGCAGAUCCUCCUGGCUCUUCACCAUGUGCACACCAAGCAGAUCCUGCACCGUGACCUGAAGACUCAGAACAUCCUCUUGGACAAACAUCGCAUGAUUGUCAAGAUCGGAGACUUUGGUAUCUCGAAAAUCUUGAGCAGCAAGAGUAAAGCCUACACAGUUGUGGGAACUCCGUGUUACAUCUCCCCAGAGCUCUGUGAAGGGAAGCCUUACAACCAGAAGAGCGAUAUCUGGGCUUUGGGCUGUGUGCUGUACGAACUCGCCAGCCUCAAGAGGGCUUUCGAAGCUGCGAAUCUUCCUGCCUUAGUAUUGAAGAUCAUGAGCGGGACGUUUGCCCCAAUAUCGGAUAGAUACAGCCCCGACUUGCGCCAGCUCAUCCUCAGCAUGCUGAACCUGGAUCCUUCUAAGCGGCCCCAGCUGAAUGAGAUCAUGGCUCAAGCCAUCUGCAUUCGGCCCCUUCUGAACCUCUACACUGACGUGGGCAGUGUCAAAAUGAGAAGGCCUGAAAAACCCUUGGCUCCAGUGCCGACAGUGACCCACAGCCGGACGGGGGGACGAGUGAGCAGCGCCAGGCCGAGGGGUGUUCGAGGUGGUUCAGCCAGGACAGGAAUUCCUCCUCCACUGUCAUCCAUCUACACCUGGGGGAGCGGAAUCACCACCCCGCUCCGCCUGCCCAUGCUCAACACCGAGGUGGUGCAGGUGUCUGCUGGACGGACGCAGAAGGCCGGGGUCACCAAAUCAGGGCGGCUCAUCAUGUGGGAGGCUCCCCCCAUGGGUGCUGCGGGAGGCCCUUCUCUCCCAGGAGCCACUGAGCAGCUCCAGCCUCAGUUUGUGUCCCGCUUUCUGGAGGGACAGUCCGGUGUGACCAUCAAACACGUGUCCUGCGGUGAUCUCUUCACAGCCUGCCUCACAGAUAGGGGGAUAAUCAUGACCUUCGGCAGCGGCAGCAAUGGCUGUUUGGGGCAUGGAAACUUCACGGAUGUAAGCCAGCCCAAGAUCGUGGAGGCCCUGCUGGGCUAUGAGAUGGUACAGGUGGCCUGUGGCGCAUCUCACGUUCUGGCGGUUUCCAACGAACGGGAAGUGUUUGCCUGGGGCAGGGGGGAUAAUGGUCGGCUUGGGCUGGGAACCCUGGAGUGCCACAACUCUCCCCAGCAGGUCACAGUGCCCCCAGAGCACGAGGCUCAGAGGGUCAUCUGCGGCAUCGAUUCCUCCAUGGUCCUCACAGUGAAGAACCAGAUUCUUGCUUGUGGGAGCAACAGGUGUAACAAGCUGGGCCUAGAUAGGAUCAGCUCAGCAGAGGAGCCUUCCGCAGAGGACCAGGUGGAAGAAGCCACCACGUUCGUGUGUGCCCAGUCGUCCCCUUUGAACCAGGAGCCAAUCGUGUGUGCUGACAUCGGUACAGCACACUCAGCUGCAGUCACAGCUUCUGGCCAGUGUUACACCUUUGGGAGCAACCAGCAUGGGCAACUGGGCACCAACUCAGGCCGCAACAGCCGUGUACCACACCUGGUUGUGGGGCUCCAGGCAAUGAAGGUCACCGUCGUGGCUUGUGGGGAUGCCUUCACCGUGGCCAUCGGAGCAGAUGGCGAGGUGUGCACGUGGGGGAAAGGAGCCAGGGGACGCCUGGGCAGGAAGGACGAGGAAACGGGAACCCCAAGGCCGGUGCAGCUGGAGGAGACGCAUCCAUACCUGGUGACCUCUGUAGCCUGCUGCCACGGGAACACACUGCUGGCAGUAAAGCCUGCCGCAGAAGAGUCACCUUCCCAGUGAGUCUGAGUUGAGAGGGGCCGUAUCCAGCCUCAUGGAGCUCCAGCCUGGCUUGGACCUGCAUCGCCAGGCUCGGGAGCUCCUCAGCUGCGCUCCGAAGGCAGCGAGCAACCUGGAAACAGGGAGCUCUGAACGAUGGUUCCCACGGAACCGGAGCUGGUCUCACUUGUCAAAUCAACACUGCGAACCUCCAGUGCCUUAAGCUGUUGCCCUGGACCUGCGGUGGGGCGGACAUCCCUGAAGCUGCGGUGCUGCGUUCAGGGGUUUGUGCUGGGGCUCUGGCCCUCCCUGCUGGAAGUGCCUGUGUAGAAGGGUGAGGAGCACAGAGGUUGUUUUCCUCCGUGGAAACCGUCUCUGGUUACAAAGCCCAGGCUGACAGCUCGGUGUCUGAGAGAGCUGUCAGCCUUUGCGCAGCGGUGUCUGGAGUUAGGGCCCCAGGCGCUGCGCUGGGUGACUAAGUGCAAACCUCUUUUCUAAUUAGAGAAGCCUGUCCUUUCCCAUCCCCCCGCCCCCCCCCCCCUUUUAAACAUUUCACCCAUUUGUUGAGCUGUUCAUCACGCUUUUGAGGGUCCUGGCUUGCACGGCUGGCCGAACCCAGCACGAGCAGUCCUGCUUGCUCUGCCGAAAUGCCGCCUGGAGCUUUCCAAUUACAGCCUCCCCUGGCCCCAGGAGCUCACCGGAGGAUCCUCCAGCUGACAUUUGUCCUCAGGCCCCUAAAUCCUGCUGCUGACCAGCUCCCAGGCUCCCAGCUGAGCUAGUGGAAAGCAGCAAAACACAGUGAGCAAUUGGCAGUAAUUGAAAUUUUUAACCCACAUCUCCCCAGGGAGAUGAUGAGUUUUCACCAAGGAUCCUUUCUGCAGGCAGGAGGGGGCACAUCACGGUGUCACAGGCACGAGUUACAUUUUUCAUCUCCAGAAGGGUCGUUUCCUUUCCUUUUUUUUUUCCUCCUCUUUUCUUUUUUUAACUUACAUCUGCCCUGGGCCAUUUUUUGAUGAGCUUCUGUCUCUGAUCUGUCUGACAUUGCAAAUGCUCUUGCCUUUCACAUCCAUCUUUGUGCUGUUGCCAAUCUGUUGUGUAUAAAGUCAAUGCUUUCAUAAGCUGGCUGAGAUGAAA
Molecule: messenger RNA, 3644 nt
Organism: Columba livia (rock pigeon)
Lineage: Eukaryota; Metazoa; Chordata; Aves; Columbiformes; Columbidae
Gene: NEK8
Product: NIMA related kinase 8
Exons: 15
Coding region: 603-2534 (643 amino acids)
Biological process (GO): animal organ morphogenesis; protein phosphorylation
Cellular component (GO): cilium
Molecular function (GO): ATP binding; protein kinase activity
Source: RefSeq, a predicted model, not a curated record